Neodiprion fabricii is the source of this 3376-nucleotide messenger RNA. It is a transcript of the gene Hrs, whose product is annotated as hepatocyte growth factor-regulated tyrosine kinase substrate. The record is from RefSeq and is a predicted model, not a curated record. Gene Ontology annotation, molecular function: metal ion binding; ubiquitin binding; phosphatidylinositol binding. The transcript is spliced from 11 exons. NCBI's taxonomy places the organism in Eukaryota, Metazoa, Arthropoda, Insecta, Hymenoptera, Diprionidae. Bases 137 to 2482 code for a protein of 781 amino acids.
UAGUGAUGACGAAUCAUUGACAUUUCCAGGACAGUAGUGUCAGAAGAAGUCAAUUAAGUGAGCAAAAGUUGGUUAACAGUGUGUGCUAAACAAUUAAGUUGCGAAGAAGAAACACAACAAUUUUUCGUGUAGUAGAAUGUUCCGAAGCUCGUCGCCCUUUGAUAAGUUACUUGAUAAAGCUACGAGUAACUUGCGGCUUGAACCAGACUGGCCGACGAUUUUACAAAUCUGCGAUCUCAUAAGACAGGGUGACGUACAGCCCAAAUAUGCACUCGGCGCCAUAAAGAGGAAGCUUACAAACGCAAAUCCACACAUCGCUCUGUUUGGAUUAUUGGUCCUUGAGUCCUGUGUAAAGAACUGCGGAAGUCUAAUUCACGAUGAAAUUGGAACAAAGCAGUAUAUGGAACAACUAAGAGAGCUUGUCAAAACUUCUCCGCAUGAAGACGUCCGAACAAAGAUAUUAGAGUUGAUUCAAGCCUGGGCCUUCGCAUUUAGAAACAGCCCAAAGUAUAGAGCUGUUCAGGAUACAGUGAAUAUUAUGAAAGCUGAGAAUUAUAAAUUCCCAACUUUGAAAGAAAGCGACGCAAUGUUCAGCGCAGAUACAGCACCGGAAUGGGCCGAUGGUGACGUAUGUCACCGAUGCAGAGUGGUCUUUAACAUGGUACAGCGGAAACACCAUUGUCGAGCUUGCGGACAAGUAUUUUGUGGCCAAUGCUCCAGCAAGACAUCGACCUUGCCGAAAUUUGGUAUAGAAAAAGAAGUUAGAGUUUGCGAAGCUUGCUAUGAUCAAGUCAACAAACCGACUACUGGGGUUCCUAAAGAAACUGAUCUGCCAGCUGAAUAUCUGAGUAGCUCUCUAGCCCAACAACAACAACAGGUACCACCACGCAAAACUGCUGAAGAGCUCCAAGAGGAAGAGGAACUUCAGCUUGCUCUUGCUCUGAGCCAAAGUGAAGCUGAACACAAGGAAAAAGAAAAGAAACGCGUUACAAGUUCCUUAAAAACUAAUCCUAUACCAGCUUUGUCCAGAGCGGCUUAUUCUCCACCACCAUCACCGCAAGGUACCAGCCCAUCCAGAAUGAAAGAUGAGGAGGAGGAAGUUAAUCCUGAAUUGGCAAAAUACCUUAAUCGUAAAUACUGGGAACAACGUCAAACUGGGAUUGAAGAACAUGGUGCCAGGUCCGAUGUGGCUAGUCCAUCCGCACCCAACAUAAGUAGCCCGAUGCCGCAAAAGAUAAUAAUGACAAAGCAGCAGAAUGGAGAAAUCGAUACUCAGAUGGAAGAAUUUGUUGCCGCUCUUAGGUCGCAAGUGGAGAUUUUUGUUAACAGAAUGAAAAGUAACUCGUCCAGGGGAAGAUCGAUCGCCAAUGACAGUUCUGUGCAGACCUUGUUUAUGAAUAUAACAGCCAUGCACUCAAAGCUGCUUCGAUACAUUCAGGAACAAGACGACGGUCGGGUGUAUUAUGAAGGACUCCAGGAUAAAUUAGCCCAAAUGAAAGAUGCGAGAGCAGCACUGGAUGCAUUAAGAGAGGAGCACAGAGAAAAGUUGAGGAGGCAAGCUGAGGAAGCUGAGCGACAGAGGCAGCUGCAAAUGGCUCACAAAUUGGAAAUUAUGCGUAAAAAGAAACAGGAAUACUUACAAUAUCAGCGUCAGCUUGCACUUCAAAGAAUUCAGGAACAGGAAAGGGAAAUGCAGAUGCGCCAAGAACAACAAAAGCAGCAGUACAUACUGGGUGGUUAUCAACAAGUGCCUGGUUUCAUGGGUCCACCUGCCCAAGGCUCUCCAGUUCGUCAUGUCCAGUAUCAAAAUCCUGGGCAAAAUUACAAUCCGAUGUCUCCAACAAAUCAGGGAGUAUACAUGUACGCUCAACCGCCGAUGAAUCAGUACCCGAUCCCGGGUUAUAGUAUGCAGACGAUGGGUCCUCCGCCUCACAUGAUGGGCCCCAUGGGAGGUCCAGAACAACAAGGUCCACCUGAACAAUCUAUUCAGAACCGAGAAAGUAUGGGGCGCAUGCCAGUUUCGGGACCAGGAAUGAUGCCUGCACCUUCUCCUCUACAGCAACUCCAACAAUCAAGUGGCCACCAAAUGGGUCCACCUGGCCAUAUGCCUCCACAAUCAGGGCCUGGAAGUCAAAUCUCGGGGCCUCAAGGCCCACAGAGUCAUGCGCCUAUUCCGCAAGGACCGCCAUUACCCCAAUCUUCUAAUAGCGGUCUGCCACCCCAAAUUACUGGCUCUAUACAAGGUCCACCUGCUACUGUUGGCGGUUCUAUGCAGCCAAAUCAACAGCCCCCGGUACAACAAGGACCUGGCAUACCUCAAAUGCAAAACGCUCCACAAAUAGGACCAAGUCAAGGGGCACCGCCGGCCAUGCAAUACCAACCAUCGGUUGUGCAGUCAGCUCCUCCUGAAAAUGUUCAGUCGCCACCAAAGCAAAAAGAGGAACAAAAGCCUGAUACAGCUGAAUUAAUUUCGUUCGACUGAUGACGAAUAGUUGAAGAAAGAGAAAAACAUUCUAAAAGGUUUAAUCCAAGCAUUUAUAUUUGUUUUUUGACACACGUACGCAUAAUCCAUUUAUUUCAGCGAUCUCUAUUGGUCAACGUUUAUAUUACAAAAGUGAUAUUUUAGAUUGCAGAGCUGUUCUAUUUUUAAAAAUUUGUUACGCAAAAUACGCCGAUCUCGAUUCUCAACACAUUUAUGAAAGCUGUUAUUGUCAAGGUUUAUUAGCGCCGACCAAAAACGUAUGUGCAUAACGCUUUUUUGCCGUGAUAGGCAUUUCAGUUUUAUUCGGUAAACGCUUUAAAUAAAAUCCCAAAGCUUUUGCACACGUUAAUAACAAAACGUUAAUGUCUUUCUUGUGCGUAUUCGAUUUUUUGUCUAGUUUUACAUUGGUUCUAUUCAACAAUGUCCGCUAAAAAAAUCACUGAACCAAAUAUCGACUAGUUGCGGAAUUAUGAAAUUCAGAAAGAUGGAUAAAAAAAAGAGAAGAAAACUACGCAAGAUUUUAUCAUUUUUCAAUAAUAUUUUAUUAAGUAGCAAUACUUUGUUACAACAAUUCGGUACAUAAAUAUACAUACGAGCGUAAUUUAUUGUAAACAUCUGUCAACAACAAUGUUUUAAUUUCAGUAUAAUAUUAACUAAUCUUUUUCAUAUUUCAAAAUCCAAAUUAUAUACUCAAAGAAAUUACGUACAUAUUAAUAAGUAAUUAACAUUGCAGAAGUUCUUUUCUUUCGUUCCUGGUUGAAUGAUUACUUUGUUCCACUGAAGCAAGGCUACAUAGGAUACAUAGUACGCCGUGAGAUUUGAAUUAUAUUUCUGUUUUUCGAUUUGUUUCACUGAAUUCUUUGAUUAAAAUCAAUACAACAUGAUGUUACAAAC